Acytostelium subglobosum LB1 is the source of this 882-nucleotide messenger RNA. RefSeq lists its product as hypothetical. Gene Ontology annotation, molecular function: actin binding. Bases 1 to 882 code for a protein of 293 amino acids. The record is from RefSeq and is a predicted model, not a curated record. Gene Ontology annotation, biological process: cytoskeleton organization. Lineage: Eukaryota; Evosea; Eumycetozoa; Acytosteliales; Acytosteliaceae. The transcript is spliced from 2 exons.
AUGUCUACAUCAACUGAACGUGAAGCAAAAGUGUUGGCCGAUUCAAUCGCCACAGUAUCCGAUGUUAACAACUCACUGCCCCAACCAAAGGGUCAGGAGGCCACCACAAUCAAACAGUCCAUCGAGGAUAAGAAGGCCGACGCCCAGUUGGGUUCCGGUGCCAAGGACCAAGAGGUCUUCUUUGUCAAGGACGAGAACAACGUCACCAAGGAGUUGGACAAGACCAUCAGUCCCAAGGCCACCGUCUUCUUCAAGAACCUCAAGGAUGGUCACUACACCCUCUCAGCUCGUGUCGUCAAGGUCAUGAUUGAGUCCUGCCAGAGAUGUACAUUUGUCUUCAAGGGAAGAAUCUUCACAAACACCAUCGAGGCCUGGAAGACCGUCGAUGUCAACAUCAAUAUCCUGAACGACCAAGUAAAGACACUACAAGUUGAUAUGACAUCUAGAAUGAACAUCACUUAUGAUACUAGAACAUCGCUGCACUCGUUGGUAUGGAGUGGUGUCAAUGACAUGAAGAUUAGAUUCGACGACGAGAAGGACUUUGUUCACCAGACUGGCUUCGAGCAGAUGAAGCAGCAGUUCCCAGAGGGCAACCUCAGCUUCACCGUCGACCAAUUCACCACCAGGAUCAUCAAGGGCGAGCUGAUCACCGAGCAGAUCGUCAGACUGGCCAACGGCUAUCCAACCACCGAGCGCGAGGCUCAGGAGUUUGACAAAAACGCCGACGCAAAUGCCAAGCGCGCCGAGGAGUACAUCAGGACGAGACUGGCAGAGAGCGGUGUGCGUCUGGGUGCCGGCAACCUUCCAAAGAAGGAGGCCGGUAGAAACGACGCCUGUCCAUGCGGCUCUGGCAAGAAGAACAAGAAGUGUUGUAAUAAGUAA